Megachile rotundata (alfalfa leafcutting bee) is the source of this 668-nucleotide messenger RNA. RefSeq names its product natterin-3. NCBI's taxonomy places the organism in Eukaryota, Metazoa, Arthropoda, Insecta, Hymenoptera, Megachilidae. The record is from RefSeq and is a predicted model, not a curated record.
GAAACACGAGAUAAGAUUACACUUGUUUUUAAUCAGGUGCAGGUAAAAGAUAAGAGUCAUUCAUUUUUGAAGUGUUAAACAAGACAGACUUCAACAUGCCCGCUCUCAGAUGGCUUCACCGAAAUGCAGCACAAGGUGUACCACAUGCAGCAGUUAGUGGAGGUCGCGACAGCGAUGGAUGUACCAUCUACGUCGGCAGAGCCUUCCAUGCAGGUGAUAUGCUGCCGGCUAAAGUGAUCCCCGACAAAAAUGUAGCCUAUGUGUGCCACAAUGGCGAGGAACAUGCCAAACACGAUUACGAAGUAUUGUGCCAAGGUGAAUUCGCAUGGGAGUUCUGCAGCAACGGAAGCGUACCAAGCGAUGCGGUAGUCGGAGGACAAACCUGCGAUGGAGAACGUUUGUAUGUUGGCCGUGUUCUCCAUAAUGGAUCCCAAACUGUUGGCAAGAUUCAACCAAGUCACGGAUGCCUAUACAUCCCCUACGACGGCGAAGAAUUAUCCUUCAAAGACUACGAGGUCCUCGUAAUUCACUAAAACUGUUCAUCAAACAUUUUCAUUAUAUUACACUAACGCAUUUAUUAAUACAUGACUCUUACUUAUCCUGUAAUUGCUUUCUUAUAAACUCGUCUACACUUUAAUGACACAGGAAAAUAAAAUGCUUCCUUUUCU